GUGACAUUUAUUCCACCGGCCGCGACCUCACGUCGGCGUCAGGACCGCUGCGCGACGGCGGAAUGGCUGUAAAGGGUAUGCUCUCAGAGCUGAAGCUGCCUGUGCCCUGGGGCCACAUCGCUGCCAAAGUCUGGGGCUCCCAGCAGGCCCUCCCAGUUCUUUGCCUGCAUGGCUGGCUGGACAAUGCCAGCUCUUUUGACAGACUCAUCCCUCUUCUUCCAAAAGACUUUUGUUAUGUUGCCAUGGAUUUCGGGGGACAUGGGCUCUCGUCCCAUCACAGCCCUGGUCUCCCGUAUUACCAGGAAAGCUUUGUGAGUGAGAUCCGGAGAGUUGUAGGAGCCUUGAAGUGGAAGCAUUUCUCCAUCUUGGGCCAUAGUUUUGGUGGCGCGGUGGGCGGAAUGUUUUCCAGUAUCUUCCCCGAGAUGGUGAAUAAACUUAUCUUGCUGGACACAUGGCCAUUUCCCCUGGACCCUAAAGGAAUAGAGUGCGUGCCGACCUACCGGCGGGGGGCCAUUGAGCACUUGCUGCAGGUGGAGGCCUCCCAGAAGCCUCGGCAGGUGGUCAGCCCAGAGGAGAUGCUGCAGAGGUUCAUGAAGAACAACAGUCACGUGAAUGAGGAGAGCGCGCGACUCCUCCUGCAGAGAGGAACCACCAAGGUGGCCACAGGCCUAACGCUGAACAGAGACCGGAGGAUAGCUUUGCCGGAGCACAGCAUGGAUUUCGUCAGCAGGGAGCAGUUCAUGAACUUCACCAAGCAGCUGCAGGCCCGCGUUCUGCUCAUCAAAGCAAUGCAAGGAUAUUUUAACGUGAGAAGGGAGGAUGACACCAACAAGAACAUCAUAACUUUUGUGACAGACACGCUGAAAUUGAUCCUAAAGGAGCGGUACCAGUACAUCCAAGUCCCGGGCUGCCACUACGUCCACUUGAACCAGCCCGAGAACGUGGCUGGUAUCAUCAGUGCCUUUCUGCAGAGCAAGGAGACGAUACCACACCAUAUGUAGCCUGGGCCCAGGCCUUUGGAGACCCGAUGCCCACCACUCACCACCCAGAUUCCUAGUUCCAGGCCCUCCAGCCAGGGCAGUGUGGUAGAGACUGGCCUCACUGGUCUUGAAUGGAGAAUCCUGGGGAGUUUGGGGGACACGGGGCAAGAUUCUUUCAACAUCUGUGACUUCAAGGGGGAGACCCUGUUUGGAUCUGGGGGCGCUGUUCUGUGGCUGGCGGUCUGCAGGGAGCGGGGGAGGGAAGGAGCAGCCAGGCGGCCGCCCAGCCAGACAAAAAAUAAAACGGUUCUUGUGUGCUUC
Messenger RNA from Neogale vison (American mink), 1301 nucleotides. It is a transcript of the gene SERHL2, whose product is annotated as serine hydrolase like 2. Lineage: Eukaryota; Metazoa; Chordata; Mammalia; Carnivora; Mustelidae. The record is from RefSeq and is a predicted model, not a curated record. The transcript has 12 exons. The coding region runs from base 63 to 1001 and encodes 312 amino acids.